GUGAGUUGCCAAAGUCAACACUGGACAAAUAUAUAAAGAGCUAAUUCGUAGCAAAUCCAUUUUUUCGUCCAUUACUCACAAUUACCGUGUCAGCUGUGUUCAUUUCCAAAAAGAGAAAAACAUCGUAGGAUAUCACACGUAUUCUUUGCACGGUGCUUGAUAAUGUUCAAGGGCUUCGUUUAUCUUGGUUUACUUCUACAAUUUUCAAAAGAACCAAAUAUACUGGCAUUUCAACCGAUCACGGAACCCAACCAUGUUUUGGUCGACCAUGUUUUUCAACAGUUAUUCGGCAGAGACUGGUUCAACUGUAUUCAGGCCUGUCAUGAUGAACCAAGAUGCAUCUCGUACAACUACGAGAGAUCAGCAGGCACCAAUGGUCUGUGUGAACUGAAUGACUGUGGAGUUGAAAGCUUGUGCGACAGACACAGCUUCCUUAUAUACUCGAAGGGUUUUGUUUUUCAGCAGAUAAGGGAAAGCAAGGACAAGACGAUCUGUACUUUGGCUGAAAAAAUAUCGUCUACGAAGCAGUUAUCAGGAAAUACCCAAGAACCAGUUCAAGGCAGUAGGUCACAUUAUGGGACCUGGGGCGAGUGCUCUGCGACUUGUGGAGGAGGUAUCAGGAUGAGGACUCGUACUUGUUCCACGGCAUCCUGUGAAGGAAACACGGAAGAGACUGGAGAAUGCAAUGUUCAUUCUUGUGACGGACCCAGUGCCCCUCCUAACUCUCUUAGAGCAGUUAACAGAACUAUGCACAGCAUCGGUGUCAAGUGGGAUGAAGUGCCACAGGACCAUCGAAAUGGCGGUAUCACGAGUUAUACCAUCAGUUACCAUUCCGACACGUCUUCAGAACCACACCAAAAAAUGGUUUUACAUGCUCCCACACGUUUUGCAAACCUCAUUCAUCUUUCAAAGAAUACAAGCUACACCAUUACAGUUCUGGCCUCUAACAACGAGGGACCUGGACCUGCCAGUGAUCCUAUUGUUGUAGCGACAAGUGAUGGAAGUGCCUUCCAGUGUCCCUUGGGAAAUGGUGAUUUCUGGCUCGACCCGAACAGUUGUUUUCGUUACUAUCGGUGUAACAAUAGCCAAUCUGUUGUUCAUGGAAACUGCCCCGCAGGCACAGAAUUUAAACAUUCAGUGCUCGGCGGUCGUUGUGGUUAUCUUACAAAACCCUACUGCCAUUUAAAGUAAUAAUAAUAAUAAUAAUAAUAAUAACAAUAA
Molecule: messenger RNA, 1221 nt
Organism: Orbicella faveolata
Lineage: Eukaryota; Metazoa; Cnidaria; Anthozoa; Scleractinia; Merulinidae
Biological process (GO): cell-cell adhesion
Cellular component (GO): extracellular region
Molecular function (GO): chitin binding; protein binding
Source: RefSeq, a predicted model, not a curated record